UGAAAGGAAAUAAAUUUUGCAACAGUCAGAGUUAUACGUUCCAGGCAUUCGGACUACAAAUGGACAUUGCAAUGUGUUUAAAAUACUUGUUACUAAUAUCAUUAGGGGUGAUAGCUAUUAACAGUACGACCAUUGGAAGAAGAGUUAACGAGCAGAACAAUUUUACACAAAUCGGAGCAAAGAUUUACUUUAUAGAGGAUACACAGCGUGUCAAUUGGUUUGGAGCCUCCAACUUUUGUCGACAGCUUGGAGGCUUCCUAGUGACUUUAGAGACGGAGUCAGAGCUACAGUUACUCAGCCCUUAUCUGCAUCCAUCAAGAAGCUACUGGAUAUCCCUUAAUGAUCUUGCCGUUUCGGGUGUAUACACCUCUCAGGCCACCGGACGGGAUGCCGAAUAUUUCAACUGGUCCGUCGGACAGCCCGAUAAUAUUGGAGGUCUCGAGCAUUGCGUGGAACUCUGGAGAUCAAAUUCAUUCCAAAUGAACGAUGUGCAAUGCGAAAUCAAAUUGAACUUUGUAUGUGAGUUAGUACCGGAUUUGGGUUAGUCGAAGUGGAUUAUUAUAAAGUACUUACAGCCCGGUUGAAUACCCUUGCUUCUCACUGUGCGAUAGGGUUGUCGAGCACCCGGAUCGAUUUUACCGUACAUUGUUCUAUCCAUUAUUGUUUAACACAAUUUAAUCUUUUAGCUGCAUUAAAAAGCCAAUGAGAAA
Drosophila innubila is the source of this 710-nucleotide messenger RNA. Its product is annotated as C-type lectin 37Db. Bases 60 to 545 code for a protein of 161 amino acids. Gene Ontology annotation, cellular component: external side of plasma membrane. Gene Ontology annotation, biological process: biological process involved in interspecies interaction between organisms. Gene Ontology annotation, molecular function: carbohydrate binding. The record is from RefSeq and is a predicted model, not a curated record. NCBI's taxonomy places the organism in Eukaryota, Metazoa, Arthropoda, Insecta, Diptera, Drosophilidae. The transcript is spliced from 2 exons.